ACAGUAUGCAAAAUGGAUGUUGCAGGGCUUGGAACAUUUCUUCUUGUGCUCAUAACAUUCAUAUUAACCCUUUCCUCAUGGAACACAAUGUACAAGAAAGUUAACCUUCCUCCUGGUCCUACUCCUCUUCCUCUAAUUGGAAACUUGAUGAAUAUAAAGAAAGGCAAGAUGGUUAAUUCUCUUAUGAAGCUGUGGGAGCAGUAUGGAGCAGUUUAUACAUUAUACUUUGGCACAAAACGUAUUAUUGUCCUUUGUGGUUAUGAUGCAGUUAAAGAAGCACUUGUUAAUCAAGCUGAAGAUUUUGGAGCUCGUGGAAAAAUAAGUACCUUAGAUCCAGUGACCCAAGACUAUGGACUCAGUUUUAGCAAUGGAGAACGUUGGAGGCAAAUGCGUCAUUUCACUUUGAAGACCCUGAAGAACUUUGGAAUGGGAAAGAAAAGUAUAGAAGAGAAGAUUCAGGAGGAGGCUCUGUGUUUGGUUGAGGAAAUUAGGAAGUCUGGAGAAACACCAGUUGAUCCUUCAAAACUAAUUAUGGAUGCUGUGUCCAAUGUAUUCUGUUCCAUUAUGUUUGGAAGGCGGUUUGAGUACAAUGAAGAGAAAUUUUCAAACCUACUUACUAAUGUGAAUGAGAUUUUCCGCCUUAUGAGCAAUACAUGGGGUCAGCUUGAAAGCAUUUUUCCCAGUGUAAUGGCAUACAUUCCAGGACCCCAUAAGAAGAAAAAUACACUUUCAGAAGAACUGAUUUCAUUCUUGCACGAGAGAGUGAAGUCCAACCAAGAGACAUUUGAUCCUAGUGCCCCUAGAGAUUUCAUUGACGAAUAUUUGAUGAAAAUAGAGCAGGAAAAAAAGAAUCCCAAUUCCGAAUUUACUAUGAGGAACACGUUACUGACAUUUUUCAGCAUUUUUCUUGGAGGAACAGAGACAUCUACAACCACUAUCAAGCAUGGUCUGCUACUGUUGAUCAAGUAUCCGGAAAUACAAGCUAAGCUUCAUAUGGAAAUUGACCAUGUGAUUGGAAGAAACAGAAUUGUGAAUAUAAAUGAUCGCAAUGCAAUGCCCUAUAUGGAGGCUGUGAUAAAUGAAAUCCAACGAUUCAGUGACAUUGCCCCUUUAAAUGCUCCACGAAAGGUCACUAAGGACGUACAGUUCAGAGGAUAUAGCAUUCCCAAGGACACAGAAAUCUACCCAUUGCUAUGUACUGUUCACCGUGAUCCCAAGUACUUUUCCUCUCCAUAUGAAUUUAACCCUAGCCACUUUUUGGAUGAACAAGGCAGAUUCAGGAAAAGUGAAGCAAUGAUGGCAUUCUCAGCAGGUAAACGGAUCUGUCCAGGAGAGAGCCUUGCUCGCAUGGAACUCUUUUUAUUUUUUACCACCAUUCUACAGAACUUCACUCUCACCUCACCAACACAUUUUACUGAGGAUGAUGUAGCUCCAAAAAUGGCAGGGUUUAUGAACCAUCCUAUUCAAUAUAAGGCCUCAUUUAUUUCUCGCUAAUCCAUGCUUUGUGCUAAGUGCAUAGAGAGUGAGAGUAUAAUCAUAUGUAGUUUGCUUUAUAGGUGCAGUUGGGCAGUUAUUAAAUAGGUCCUCUGCAGUUUCUUAUGUGGAAGACUAGAAUUCAGGGGUGCUGCUAGGUCUUAGAAUCUAGGGCAUUUGCCUCUUGUAAGGCUUCAUUAGUUCUAAAGUAGGCAAAGUCUAUAGCAAAGCUUCUGUAGCUCAACAGGGUUUGCCCUGGUUAGGAGGUAGAUGUAAGACUUCAUUUUUUAAUUAACAAUGAGCAAAUUAUUUUGCCAGGUUUGGUUUCGUAAAAAUUAGCAUGUGUCAAAGAAAACUCAUGCGCAGUAAAAAAUUGUUGCGUAAUAUCGGUGUUUUGCAAAUUUUUUGCCAUUUCGCAAUUUUUUCACAGUGAAGUAAAACAGGUCAGAUUUGCUUACCACUACUAUUAAUUAUAUAAAGGUUUUAAAGAAACAGUUUUGUUUAAUUUUGGGCAAACAUUUUGGACAGAUGUAUUCCCUAUACAGGGCCCUCCAUCCAUUCACCUUUCAAUUAACAUCUAGACCUAGUUUGUCAUGAGGACCAUUCAUGCACCCAAUUGGGGGCUCUCCAUCCUCUCAAAUAAAUAAGUGUGAAAACAUUUUAGACAUAUUUCACCACAGAGGGCCCUGCUGGAGAUGAUAUAAAACAAUAGGAAAUAGUGGAGUAGUGAUUACAUGUGCUCCAUGCAUACAAAAUAUUUCAGUUGGUGCAAGGAGCUGUACUCUGUUUAGUUUGGUAAAUGCAUUGGUAGACUUGUUGCCAGCUACUGUGCAGAUAGUAAAGAUAGCCAAGGUGCUGUACUGCUAUGGGAACCAUCCUAUGCCAGUGUGUGACAAAUUACUCCAAUCAUUCUCUCUCUCCCAAACCUUCUUUUUGCCUGUCUUCCCUAACUCAUUUGCUUUUUUCUCUUUCUCUGUUUUUUGCUCUUCCUUUUUCCUGCCUUUUUUUCCCAUUUUCCUUUUCUCUUUCUGUCUCUUUCUGUCAUUUUCUCCUCUUUCUGCCUUUGAUUCAGCUCUGCGCUAUUCUACUUAACCCACUACCUCACUACUUUCUCUCUAAAGGCUGAUCUCUUAUACUCUCUUAUUUCUUUAACUGCCAAUGCAGGUCAAUGAAUCAGCUAAUAUUUGCCCAGUUUGUUUGCAGGUCUGAUCUGAUCAUUCCAACAAAGGAAUACAAGCAUAGGCAGAUCCAUUGGGAGAUAUAGGGAGGUUGCAGUCAGUAUCUGUCUACCAUUUGUGCUCUGCAUGUUACUUGAAAAAGAUGCAGCCAGCAGCUAUUCACAUUUUGUCUCACCAUGUGCAGACACCAUCUGAAGAGUAUAAAAGUAUCCCCCCCUAAAAAAAAAUCUUGCCUCUCGGUGCCAUAGUGCAUAUUUUUUACAUAAAAAUAACUCCUGCAUACACCAUCCUUUAUACAUAGCUUGUGCACUGAGUUUUUUUGGAAUCUAGACACCCAUGCUAUGAUCUACACUGUUCUCUUAUUGUAAUUUGCAGCUAUUUUGUGGUUGAUUUCAAAUCAAUUUCUUAAUUUUGUUUGUUAAUUGCUCAUGGAAUAAAAACAUAUUGUAUUGCUAAUAAACUACAUAAUUAUUUUU
Messenger RNA from Xenopus tropicalis (tropical clawed frog), 3127 nucleotides. It is a transcript of the gene cyp2a6.4, whose product is annotated as cytochrome P450 family 2 subfamily A member 6 gene 4. Gene Ontology annotation, cellular component: endoplasmic reticulum membrane. Gene Ontology annotation, molecular function: heme binding; oxidoreductase activity, acting on paired donors, with incorporation or reduction of molecular oxygen; oxidoreductase activity, acting on paired donors, with incorporation or reduction of molecular oxygen, reduced flavin or flavoprotein as one donor, and incorporation of one atom of oxygen. The record is from RefSeq and is a predicted model, not a curated record. NCBI's taxonomy places the organism in Eukaryota, Metazoa, Chordata, Amphibia, Anura, Pipidae. Bases 13 to 1494 code for a protein of 493 amino acids. The transcript has 9 exons.